Molecule: messenger RNA, 3028 nt
Organism: Hemiscyllium ocellatum (epaulette shark)
Lineage: Eukaryota; Metazoa; Chordata; Chondrichthyes; Orectolobiformes; Hemiscylliidae
Gene: ubtd1b
Product: ubiquitin domain containing 1b
Exons: 3
Coding region: 121-828 (235 amino acids)
Molecular function (GO): protein binding
Source: RefSeq, a predicted model, not a curated record
CUGAGUCUCGGAGAAAAUGAUCCCAUGAGGAGCUUCAGGGGGCUUGCUGCGAGUUUCUCCCAGACUUCAGGUGGGUUUGUUGCUCGUGGGUGAGACGCACCUGGGCCAAGGGCAUCAUUGAUGGGAGGCUGCGUGGGGACCCAACGCCGCCAACAACAACAGCAGCAGCAACAACAUCAUCGCUCAGGGAGGCGAAGUGGCAAUGGGAGAAAAACAGGUCGAAAUGAGCCUCUGAAGAAAGAGAGGCCAAAGUGGAAAAGUGAUUAUCCUAUGACAGACGGCCAACUGAGGAGUAAAAGAGAUGAAUUCUGGGAUACAGCACCAGCUUUUGAAGGUCGCAAAGAAAUCUGGGAUGCCCUUAAGGCAGCUGCCUAUGCCAUUGAAUGCAACGAUCAUGAACUGGCCCAGGCUAUUGUAGAUGGCGCCAGUAUUACCUUGCCACAUGGUUCGUUAACGGAAUGUUACGAUGAGCUUGGCAACCGUUACCAGCUUCCUGUUUACUGCCUGGCGCCUCCUCUGAACCUCAUCACUGAAAAGUGUGAUGAGGAAACAGCUGACAUACCCGAUCCUCCGGCGAAUGCCAAGCGAGAGUUCCAGCUCAAGGUGCGCCUGUCUACAGGGAAGGAUGUCAAACUGAACGCCAGCAUGGCAGACACCAUCGGGCAGCUGAAGAGGCAGCUGCACACGGAGGAAGGUAUCGAACCCUCCAGGCAGCGCUGGUUCUUCUCGGGGAGGCUACUCACCGACAAAAUGCGACUGCAGGAGACAAAAAUCCAGAAAGACUUUGUGGUCCAGGUUAUAGUCAAUGAGGUAGCAGCAAUUUACUGAACCACCAGGCAAAAAAAUUAUAUAUAUAUAUAAAAUAUGCAAGACACUUGACUAUGUAUCUUAUGUAAGAAAAAAACAGAAGGGCUCUGGAACAUGGUCGGCAUAGGGAGUGUACUUGAAUGUGUGGAGGUCUACCUUGGCCAUUAUCCGUUGGUCAGUCAAAUGUAGCUUGAGGCCAAAAAAGGAGCCAUUUUUAAUGGCAUCCGGCCGCCUUGAUAAUCUGCCUUUGGUUGGCCAAUGGAUAUUUGACUGUAAAUGAAAAUUGUUUAUCUCUCUCUCUCUCUUGUCUGUCUGUCUGUCUGUCUCCCUCUGUUUGCUCCUCUGUCACUGUCUCUGUCGUUCUGUCUGUUUCUCUGUCUCCCCUCUCUCCUUCUGUCGGCCCCUCUGUCACUGUGUGUCAUUCUGUCUCUUCUGUCUCUUCCUCUGUCUGUGUCUCUGUCUGCCCCUCUGUCACUGUCACUGUCUCUGUCUGUCUUCUCUGCCACCUUUUCCCAGUUCAUAUUACACCCCCAAAAAUGUCUGAUUGAUUGAUUUGAAUAUUUCACUGUGGCCCUUUGAACCUAGGGACUUUACAGUGAGGACCUUUUUUUUUAAAGGUUGCUAUAUAGUAGCAGUAUUGAGGCUUUAUAUAGAAAGUGUACUGAGAAUGUUUUACACUGGCUUUAAUCGUGCUGUGGUUGAUCACUUUUGUUUUAUGCUGUAGGUCUAUAAGGGCCCAGCUAAGCACCAAAAACUUGCUCUUGUGUGUUUAUGUAAAAUUAUACCAAUUCAAGUCUCAAUGUAACUGUGCUUCCAUUUUUUAAAAAAAAAUAUACUGCAGUAUGGUUUCAGCAAAAUUGAAGUUUAAUACAGCUGCUGGAAAUGUGUAAGGACGUCACCCUCUGUACAGAGAAGGGAAAAGUUAACAUUUUGGAUAUAAAUAUGUUGUUAAAACUGGAACAUACAAAGGCCUGUUAAUGAGAAAUCAGCCUUUUGUCUGGUCCUCUUUAACCAUGGAGUCUCAUGAACAAAUGUGCAAAUAUUUUAACUAAUGUUCCCAUUUUAAUUUGAAUUAUAUAUUUUAAGGCUGUAGAUGUGAACUUGUUACCUUAUUGGGUGAAUUGCAGGCUCCAAGAACAGCCCUUUCUAAAAAUGUGCCCUUCAAGUUCCACUGUGGAAAUGCAACAAAUGAUGAAUUAAAGCACAAAUGAACAUGAAGUUUCCUGUGCUUCAUGGACAAGAACUGCUACAAGUGACCCUUGCGCUGUAGCUUGAAUGUACCUUGCAUACAAGACCAAACCCAAAGAGGGGUAAAAAAACAAAUACUUACAAAUGAAUGUACUGGUCAUAUCAGAUCUCCAUUUUAAAAUGUACAAAACUCUGCCAGUAUGAGUCAUUUGCAAGUUUUGUGGGUUUUUCCACCUCAAGACAUGGCAGGGAUUGGAGAAUUAUGGGCUGAAGUCAAGAUUUUGCUUGUGCUGACUGUCCAAAGAAGCUGGUCAUGCUUUCACCUUUCGUUAUUGUACUUCCUCUUUGACUUUUCUCAAUCCACAAUACUUAUUUUCCAAUUUGGAUGAAGGAUGUAAAAUGAGAAAAAUUAAGUCUUCUUUCCCCCUUUUCAUAUGCUAACUAGUCAGCUUUGUGUCUUCAUUUCUGGACAUGCCCUGCAAUUCACCAAGAACAGCAUUGACUGUGUGGUUGUGUAAGCAGGAAUACUGUAUACUGUGGGCUCAAAUUGUACAUGCAAGAUUUGUGACUCACUUCAUAGCCAUCAGUUCAUUGUCUGCUGAUCACAGCUGUGACGAUGGUAAGGCAUGUCUGUGGUUUGGCCUCCAGAUCACUUAGAAGGUAGAACUAAGAGGCUAUGCCUGUGUAGACUUGGGAUGAGGAUGGAACCUGACUUGGUGGAUCUGGCUCUUUUGAAGGGCGAUUAAUAGUUCCAUCCUUGCUCACUCAUAGACUGGUCUAUGGUUGAAGCACCUAACAACUGCUUCCUUUUCCACGUGUCCUUACUGUGUAUCCAACUUCAGGGAACUGGGAAUUGAUGGCCUGUUGAUUACAACUGUCACAACAAUAAGGUCUUUUAAUCGCCAACAUUAACUUCCAUUUUUAAAAACAGAGUUAAACCUAUUUCUUUAGCUGACAACUUAAUGAGGGAAUCUAUAAACAUCUUUCUUUACAUGCAUUUGAGGUGAAAAAUAUAAAUACAAUAUUGAAAUUA